Molecule: messenger RNA, 1908 nt
Organism: Brassica napus (rape)
Lineage: Eukaryota; Viridiplantae; Streptophyta; Magnoliopsida; Brassicales; Brassicaceae
Exons: 3
Coding region: 1-1908 (635 amino acids)
Molecular function (GO): zinc ion binding; nucleic acid binding
Source: RefSeq, a predicted model, not a curated record
AUGGCAAAAAGUAACCGUAACCCAAGAAGGACUGUGAAUGAGACUGGUGAGGGGUCUGCGAGCAACAUGGCCAGGAAUGAAGCUGGUACGGAAGAGGCUCGGAAUGCUGCUCAGAAUGCAGCAAAUGUGAACAAUGCUGCAGCCGCUGGUGCUGCUGCUGGAGCUGUUGGAUUGGAAGCUGUGCUGGCUAUGUUGGCACAAGUCUUGGCAAGGCUGCCUGCUGUGGCGGCACCUCCAGUGGUUCCACCUGUUGUGGAUGAGGCGGAGCAAGUGGUGCAAGAUAGAGAAGAUGCACACGUUGCUAGGAAUCCGUCUUAUCUCAAGGUCAUGGACCACAUGCAGAAACUGGGAACCAAGUUCUUUUCGGGUGGUUCCAAACCAGUGGAAGCAGAUCAAUGGAUUGACAGGAUAGGCCGGAACUUUAAGUCGAUCCGUUGUCCUCUUGCUUACAAGAAGGACAUUGCUGUCCACUACUUGGACGGUGAUUCGCACACCUGGGGGCGAGGUGUUGCUGCCCGGAUUGGUGAGGAUCAGUGCACCUGGGCCAACUUUAAGGCCGAGUUCCGUGCGAAGUACUUUCUGCCGGAAGCAUUUGACCAACUUGAGGGAGCUUUCCUCAGACUGGAACAGGGAUCUAUGUCUGUAAGGGAAUAUGAAGUAGAGUUCAACAGCCUCAAGAAGUAUGCUGGGCGUGAGGCAGAGUCUGAGAUAUCCUUGGCCGCGGAGCAGGAAGCGGGAAUCAGUGAGGAAGCCAAAGUGUUUGGCUCAGUGGCGCAUGUCCAUCCUGGUAAGCAUGCGGGGAAGAACCAAAAGGUGGUGAAGUCUGGCACUUCCAGCAAGCCGAAUGCAACCAGUCGCAGUGCGUGUUCGACUUGUGGGAAGAUGCACUCUGGUGUGUGCCGUGCUGCUACGGGAGCUUGUCACCGUUGUGGAAGUAUGGAUCACAAGGUGCGGGAUUGUCCUGAAGAAGAUCAAAGGCCGAAGAGCCAGAACAGGAGUACUGGGGAACGCGUGUGCUACAACUGCGGGGAAACUGGACACUUCAAGAAUCAGUGUCCAAAGGACGCACAAUCUGCUGGGAAGCGUCAGAGUGAUGGGCCUCAGCCGGCUGCGAAGAGGCAGGCCAUCAUGCCGCGGGUGUACACCAUUGGUGAUGAGUCGUCGGACCCAAGCACGUCUCGUCCGAUCACUGGGACCUUAGUCAUGGGUGGAGUGGCAGCCCAUGUUCUGUUUGAUUCUGGUGCAUCUCACUGCUUUGUGCAACCUGAGAUGAUUGGAAUUGGAGAAUUUCAGAAAGAAGAAGAAGAAGUAAGACCGGUUCGAGCGGCUGGUGGUCAGAUCAUGUACACUUCAGGAAAAAUCCGAAACGUCUCUAUGAUGAUCGGGGGAGUGAACAUGCCAGCCGACUUGGUCAUUUGCCCAGUGAAAUCAUACGAUGUGAUCCUUGGAAUGGAUUGGCUGAGUAAAUACAAGGCACAUCUUGAUUGUCAUCGUGGCCGAGUUCAGUUUGAAAUCGGCAAUGGAAAGCUUGUCUAUCAAGGGGUCAGACCGACCAAUGGGAGUCUGAUCAUUUCAGCACUUCAAGCAAAACGAAUGCUGAAAAAAGGGUGUGAGGCCUAUAUGGCUUCAAUCACGACUGUGGAAGUCGGACCUGAUGCUGAGUUGGAAGGGAUUCCGAUUGUAAAGGAGUAUGAUGACGUGUUCGAAUCCUUGACAGGAUUACCACCGGACCGUUCUGAUCCUUUCACGAUUGAGCUUGAGCCGGGUACAACACCAAUCUCAAAAGCUCCGUAUCGGAUGGCUCCGGCUGAAAUGUCGGAACUGAAGAAACAGUUGGAUGAGUUGGUGGAGAAAGGAUUUGUGCGGCCAAGCAGCUCGACCGUGUUCCAAAGAUCGAUGAUAGGAUGA